UAUGAAAGAAGAGAUCGUAAUGAAAGAGGUUCAAGAGACCGUUCAAGAGACCGUUUUAGAGAUAGAGAGCACGAUUCUAGAAGAGAUCGUAAUGAAAGAGGCAAAGAAUACGAUAGAAGAGAUAAAGAAAGAAAUUCGAGAGAUGGUUCAAGGGAUCGUUCAAGAGACCGUUCCAGAGAUAGAGAAUUAGAAAAAAAAGGUUCAAGAGACCGUUCAAGAGACCGUUCAAGAGACCAAAGAGACAGUGAUAAACCAAAAUCAAAUAAAAUUACAUCAACAACAACAGCUUCAGCAACAACCAAUAAAGUCGACGAAAAAGUUCAAGAUGCAUUAAACAAAGAAAGAGCCAGCGGAGUUUACAUACCCCCAUUUAAAUUGGCAAUGAUGCAAAAACAAAUUCAAGAUAAAUCAUCAGUCGAAUAUCAAAGAAUAGAAUGGGAUGCAUUAAAAAAAUCUAUCAAUGGUUUAAUCAAUAAGGUCAGUUAUUCAAAUGUAAAGAAUAUUGCAGUAGAGUUAUUUGGGGAAAAUAUAAUUAGAGGUAGAGGUUUAUUGUGUAGAUCUAUUAUGCGUGCCCAACAAGUAUCUUUACCGUUCACAAAUGUAUAUGCAGCAUUAAUUGCAAUUAUAAACACAAAGAUCCCAGAUAAUGGUGAGUUACUCCUAAAGCGUUUAAUUGAACAGUUCAAAAAAUCAUUUAGAAGAAAUGACAAACCAAUUUGUAUAGCAUCAACCAAAUUUAUAGCACAUUUAGUUAACCAACAAGUUUGUGGUAUCCUCAUCCCAUUGGAAAUUAUAACAUUGCUUUUGGAUAAACCAACAGAUGACUCUGUUGAGGUUGCAGUUGAAUUCUUUUUAGAGUGUGGCCAAAGUAUUCAAGAAAGUGCUCCACAACCAUUUAAUGGUAUUUUUGAACGUUUUAAAGCUAUUCUCCACGAAGGUGACACAUCAAAAAGAACACAAUAUCAAAUUGAAGAGCUUUUUAAAGAGAUUAGAGGCAAUUUUGCAAAUCACCCAGCAUUGAAAUCAGAGUUGGAUGUUGUAGAACUUGAGGACCAAAUUACUCACGAGUCAUUAUCAAUUGAAGACACCCACAACGUUGAGGAUUCCCUUAAUUUCUUUAAGGCCGACGAUAAGUUUUUAGAGCAUCAAGAACAGUAUAAAGAAAUUAAAAGAAGUAUUUUAGGCGAUUCAGAUGAAGAAGGUGAUGAAGAGGAGGGUGGCUCAUCCGAUGAUUCAGAUGAUUCAGAUGAUUCAUCAUCAGAUGAUGCUUAUCAGUCAAAAUAUAAACCACCUCCAAGUACAGCAGGUACAGUUGUCAAUUUGCAAGUAAUCGAAGAUCAAACAGAUACCAAUUUAAUCAAUUUGAGAAAGACCAUUUAUUUAGCGAUUAUGUCAAGUAAAGAUUUUGAGGAGUGUGCACACAAAUUAUUAAAGCUUAAAAUCAAAGGACACGAAGAUGAAGUAUGUAAUAUGUUAAUUCAAUGUUGUAGUCAAGAAAGAACCUAUUUACCAUUCUAUGGCAAUUUAUCACAACGUUUCUGUAUGAUUAAUAAAAUAUAUCGUGACCUAUUUGAUCGUUGCUUUGCUGAGCAAUAUGCUGUAAUCCAUCGUUUGGAAACCAAUAGAUUUAGAAACAUCGCUAAAAUGUAUGCUCAUCUCUUUUACACCGAUGCAUUACCAUGGACCACCUUUAGAUAUAUACACAUUAACGAAGAUGAAACCAACUCUGCAAGUCGUAUUUUCAUUAAAAUUUUAUUCCAAGAGAUGGCCGAGUUUUUAGGUAUUCAAAAAUUAAAUGAACGUUUACAAGAUCCAUUAUUACAGGAAUCAUUCAGUGGUAUAUUUCCAAAAGAUAACCCAAAAAAUACAAGAUAUGCAAUCAAUUUCUUUACUUCAAUUUCAUUAGGUGCUUUAACUCACGAUUUGAGAGAAUUUUUAAAAAAUGCACCAAAACAACCAAUUAAAAAAGUACAAUCAAGCAGUGACAGUGAUAGCAGUGAUUCAAGUGAUAGUGAUAGUAGUAGUGACUCAAGUGAUUCAAGUGAUAGUAGUGAUAGUAGCGAUUCAAGUGAUAGUGACUAUGACAGAAAAAGAAAGAAGAAGAGAAUAUAAAAAAAUUUAAAAAAUAGCUCUAUAAAAAUAUUAAUAAAAGCCACCUAUUAAAACACCAAAUUUAAAACCUAUCAUCAAAUAUCAAUAAAAUUUAAAGAGGAUAUUUUUAACCAGUUUCU
Dictyostelium purpureum is the source of this 2231-nucleotide messenger RNA. RefSeq lists its product as uncharacterized. NCBI's taxonomy places the organism in Eukaryota, Evosea, Eumycetozoa, Dictyosteliales, Dictyosteliaceae. The transcript is spliced from 2 exons. Gene Ontology annotation, biological process: mRNA splicing, via spliceosome. The record is from RefSeq and is a predicted model, not a curated record. Gene Ontology annotation, cellular component: catalytic step 2 spliceosome. Gene Ontology annotation, molecular function: RNA binding; protein binding. The coding region runs from base 382 to 2112 and encodes 576 amino acids.